AUGCCCACCUUUCUCUUUUUCAAGAACAAGAGCAUCGUUGACAAGAUUCGCGGCGCAGAUCCUUCCAAGCUGGCCGAGCUCGUGAGGAAACACGACACGGGCAAGGGACCUAGCGGUGGCUUCCCAGGUGGAGGACAGACGAUCGGUGGAGCAGCAGCAGCAGCGUCCACUGGGCCUAGCGCUGGCAUCCAGUUGCCCAACUCCCUCGAAGGCGUCGCCACAGAGAAUUUGUUGCCCCUGCUCGUCCUCAUAGCAUAUUUGGUCUACGUCUUCUGGCCCAAUUGA
Molecule: messenger RNA, 285 nt
Organism: Ceraceosorus bombacis
Lineage: Eukaryota; Fungi; Basidiomycota; Exobasidiomycetes; Ceraceosorales; Ceraceosoraceae
Source: the annotation of a GenBank genome assembly